This is a messenger RNA of Cuscuta campestris, 665 nucleotides long. The record is from the annotation of a GenBank genome assembly. Lineage: Eukaryota; Viridiplantae; Streptophyta; Magnoliopsida; Solanales; Convolvulaceae.
AUUGAGUAAAUUUAUUUUCAUUUUUUAAAAAUUUCACAAAAGAAGUUUAAUUUGAAGAGGAGUGGGAGUCUAUGAGUAGGACCGUAUAAUUUGCUUGUGACAUGUGAUUUGUCAUCUUUUCCGGUUUCCAGAAACUGGCUUUAUAAAUAAGAACCAACUCCAAACAACCCCUAGAAAGUUUAAAACAAUAUGGCCCUAAAUUCUCGCAUCGUCCUAUUCCUCGUGGUGGCCUCCGCCGCCCUCCUCUCCCCCUCCCCCGCCGCCUCAGACUCCCUUGUAGGCGGAUGGGGGCCCAUCGUGAUGCCCCCUCCCCCCUACGUGGUGGAGAUCGGACGAUUUGCCGUAGCCGCCAUCAACAAGGCGGCGAACACCACUCUGGAGUUCGAACGCGUGGUCAAAGGCGAGGAACAAGUCGUCGCCGGGACGAAUUACAGGCUCGUGGUCGCCACUAAGGCCGCCGGGAAGAUGUACGAGGCUGUCGUCUGGGACCGAUCUUGGUUGCCGGCGAGGAAUCUGACCUCCUUCAAGCCGUACGACGGUGCUUCGAAUCUGUCUUAGUCAGUGAAGAUGUUCGAUUGUAUGUUGUCUUUGAUCUGCAAAGAGUAAAUUAAGGUUGUUAGAGACAUUUGAAUUAUAAUAUCUGCAGAUAAAUCUGAUUAAAAUUG